UCUUCGUCCCCUGUAAAAGCUAAACCCAACUCCACUGCCAUGACAACUGUUAAUUUGCCAAGCAUCAUUUCCCCUCACAACUGAGGCGUCCAUUAAUUGGUACUAGCUUUCUUCCUUGCUGUCUCUCUUCUUCUUCUUUUCUUCUUUCCCCUUUCUCUUCUGCUUUUCGAUUUCAUUUUCAUUCACGCAAUUAUUACUCUAUUGCAACUCAUGUUUUUAUUCAAGAUCGUCAGUUGUUUCUCCAAUCACCACUAUAAUACCCCUGUUUAUUCCAUCAUAUAUCUUAAUAAAUUUGUUAAUUUGUUUAGUACUUCAAAUUCAACCCAAAUUAGUGAAAUCCCAGAAACAUCUAGUCCAAUUUCAGCGAUUUCUGAGAUCAUAGCUAAACAGCAUUGGAAAUAAUUGAGAGAAAUUUUGAAAGAAACGAACCCUAAUAAAAUUUUGCAACAAUUGUUUGAUUCUAAGUCUAAUCUACGCGUGAUUAUUCAGUAUUUUAAAUGGUUGGAGGGAACAUAUGGUUUGUCGCAUGACAUUGUGGUGUAUAUUAAGCUUUUUUAUUUGUUAGCUAGUGAGAAAUUAUAUGGAGAAAUUAGGAAGUUGUUGAAUGUGUUUGUGAGGAAUGGGAAGUACUCGAAUUCUGAGAUUUUUCAUGCUCUGUCGAGGUUUGAUGACUCUGCUGGGGUUGAUUCGAUGCUGGUUGAUACGCUGAUUCAGACAUAUGUGAUGAGUUUGAAGGUUGGUUUGGCAGUUGAAGCGGUUGGGCGAGCUUGGCAAUAUGGGUUCAGGCUAUCACUUUUGUUGUGUAAUCUGUUGUUAAGUGCUUUGGUUGAUGAAGGGAAGAUAAAGAUUAUGGAACAUGUGUAUAAGGAGAUGAUUAGGAGGAGAGUACAUCCUAAUCUUGUAACGUUUAACAUGGUAAUUAAUGGGUUUUGUAAAGUUGGUCAGUUGCAACGGGCGAGUGAUCUUUUGGAGGAUAUUAAAUUAUGGGGUUUAUCUCCAUCAUUUGUCACGUAUAAUACUCUUAUUGAUGGGUGUUGCAAGGGGGCGAGGGUUGGAAAGAUGGAUAAAGUGGAUGCUCUUUUGAAAGAAAUGAUGUCAAUGAACAUUAGUCCGGAUGAGAUUACCUACAGUACUCUUAUUGAUGGGUUCUGUAAGGAUCAAAACUUGCUGGCUGCUUUGAAGGUUUAUAAAGAGAUGCAUAGCCAUGGAUGGAAGCCUGGUCUUAUUACUUAUAUAACCUACUGAUCAGGGGGU
This is a messenger RNA of Beta vulgaris subsp. vulgaris (sugar beet), 1254 nucleotides long. RefSeq names its product pentatricopeptide repeat-containing protein At1g09820-like. The transcript has a single exon. Gene Ontology annotation, molecular function: protein binding. The record is from RefSeq and is a predicted model, not a curated record. Lineage: Eukaryota; Viridiplantae; Streptophyta; Magnoliopsida; Caryophyllales; Amaranthaceae. Bases 691 to 1245 code for a protein of 184 amino acids.